Molecule: messenger RNA, 1011 nt
Organism: Hermetia illucens (black soldier fly)
Lineage: Eukaryota; Metazoa; Arthropoda; Insecta; Diptera; Stratiomyidae
Product: alanine aminotransferase 2-like
Exons: 5
Coding region: 1-1011 (336 amino acids)
Biological process (GO): biosynthetic process
Molecular function (GO): pyridoxal phosphate binding; L-alanine:2-oxoglutarate transaminase activity
Source: RefSeq, a predicted model, not a curated record
AUGAAUUGCAAUGGAGGUUCAUUAGGAUCCUAUACUGAGUCGCUUGGAAUAGAAGUUAUCCGUCGCUAUGUUCAGCAAUUCCUUGAAGAGCGUGAUGGUAUUCCCUCUGAUUACCGUGAUAUUAUUUUAACCACAGGCGCCACACAAGGGAUUAAAUCAAUUCUUCAACUUCUUAACUGUCCUGUUGACAAUAAGAAAACUGGAAUAAUGGUCCCGAUUCCGCAGUAUCCGCUGUAUUCUGCAACAGCCGUUGAACAGGGCAUGCAUCUUAUAUCGUACUUCUUAGAAGAAGAGACAAAUUGGGGACUUAACAUCAACGAACUCAAACGAGCUAUUGAUGAAGCUAAAGAAGUUUGCAUACCCCGAGCUAUCGUUAUUAUAAAUCCCGGAAACCCUACUGGUCAAGUAUUAACCCGAGCAAACAUGGAGGAGAUCAUAAAAUUCGCAUAUGAAGAAAAUCUCCUUAUUUUGGCCGAUGAAGUUUAUCAACACAAUGUAUAUGAAGACGGAAUAGAAUUUCACUCUUUCAAAAAAGUUCUUGUAGAAAUGGGUGGACCUUACAAAAAUAUGGCAUUAGCUAGCUUUAUGUCUUGUUCAAAAGGGUACACCGGCGAAUGUGGUUUGCGAGGUGGUUUGGUUGAGAUAUUCAAUUUCCCCGCAGACUUUAAAGCCAUGUUUUACAAAAAUUUGUCAGCCCAGCUAUGUCCAAAUACAGUGGGUCAAGCAGCGAUAUUCUGUCUGGUUAACCCUCCGAGAGAAGGUGAACCUUCCUAUGAGCUGUUUAUGGAGGAAAAGGCUCAAAGAGCACAACUGGUUCAUAAGGUGUUAAACUCUUUCGAAGGAUUUUCUUGCACAGUCAUACAAGAUUCAAUGUAUGCAUUUCCGCAGUUCAAGUUACCUCCCAAAGUAAUUGAGCUUGCUAAUGAGUGCGGAAUGUCCCCCGAUCAAUUUUAUGCAUUUGAUCUGCUAGAAAAUACAGCUGCAGGCGUUCCUGGACACAGUGUCGCUUGA